GUGUCAUUGGAUUCAGGGAUGCUCACGAUCGACUAGUUGAUAAUCUUACAAUGUGAUUCGUAGAAAGCUUUCUCCCUUCACUGUCUUCGGUGCAUACGGAACAUCAGUGCCAUCAUAUCUCAGGCAGCUAUUUGUUUACAUGGAGCUCGUGUUCAUUGUGUAGUCUCCAUGAUAAAAACAAUCCGCUUGCUACAAGUAUAGUCGCAAAACAAGACGAAGCUUGCUAUUUCGAAGUGUUAAUAUGCGGUGGUGUGAGUGAGGAAUCUCCGGUGGUCAUUUCGAUGCGCGGACGUGACAGAAACGAUCCAAUCAUACCGUGUUUUCGAUCUUGUAAACUACGUAAGGCUUUUUGUAUUUAACUGGAAUUCUUAAGACUCAACAGCGUUUUAAAAAAUGCUGAAUAGUGCUAACGAGGAAGAUUGGCCAGCGGUCUUGCAGUACCCAUGCCCGCCAGCCAUACGACCAUAGCGGGCAUCUGCCUCUGUGAAUUCUGUACUUACCAUUCUGCGAAAUCCCAUCUUAAUAAAUGACAUAGAAAAUAAAUGAGCAGAGAAUGAAGAGUGAACUUGUGCAACGGUGGAGAUAUUUAUUAGCAGCUUAUGCAGGAUUAGCGGCUUUGGCCUUCGACUAUCUCGAUUACCAAAGCUGCUGACGUUUUUCCACAACCUUAAAUUUAGAUGUCCUGGGAUUAUGCCCUCUCUUCCAUACUCAAGGCACGAACCCCUCGUUAGUGCAAAGUUGAGUAAAUCAGUCCCAAAUAUGAUAGGCGGGACGACAAAUAUUGCCAACGAAUCCUGCCCCACAUCCACGUCUUCGUCCUUGCUGUCAGUCUCCAUUUCUAGUUCAACUCCAAUCUCUACCCCCGCAGUUUCCACCGUUGCCUCCGAUAAAUUGGAACAUCUGCAUAAGACUCAGCGAAACAGGUCUCACGCCAAAAUAAAGCUUCUAGUCAGAAGUCACGCGAUGAGAGAGUCGACUUCACCCCCUAGAGAACCUAAUGGUCUGCAGCCUGCGCAGGACGCAGAGAAGAUCACAGCCAGGAACUCAUCGACAAGUCCUGGCAGGCCGAAACCACUUAAUAACAACAACGAACCAAUUCUCGACGGCAAUAUACCAAGGUUGACAAGCGAUGUUGAAACAAAAAUUAAGGAUUCCCACCCUGUCUCUCAGACCUGCCCAAACUCUACACGAAAUGGGCAACUUGGCUCCCCAGAAGCACUCCCGUCAAAGAACACCACGCCUGUUGUCGACGCGAUUAAAACAGGCGCCAAAAGUCCGACCGAAGUUGGGAACUACAGUAGCUGUGGGUCGAACACUUCUCCUGGUCUUCUACAGACUUCGUCAUUUUCCAAUUCACAGCAGACCUCAAAGUCGAACCAUGGACUGCAACACUCGCCCAGGAGCACAAAUCUGGCUCAGCAAAUGCACAGCAAUGAGAGGAACAGGGGGGACCAAACAAAGUCCAACUCUACCUCAUCAUUGUCAUUCACCUGCAAUGUUCCCUGUUCUAAUCAGUGUGGAAACAGCAGCAACAACAACAACAACAAUAACAACAACACCAACAACAACAAUACCCUCUCUGUUAGCAGACCGGGGUCUAGGCACAAAAUGCGACAUCGCAAUGCUUCACAAGGCAGCUUCGAAGCUACUUCACCCAGUAUUUCACGAGACAGCAGCACAGAGCUAUACACCGAUAGCACGGGCAUAGACUUGGAGCAGUUCAUAGGCGAUACGUUAAAUCGGAAUCAAAAGGACCGCACAGUUCUGCUCCGGAUCGAACGUGAGCUUGUCGAUUUUGCUCGAGACAGACAGAGAGUGUGUCAUAAAUUCCCCAACAUGUCAUCGUACAACCGGAUGCUUGUACAUCGCGUUGCCGCGUACUUUGGCAUGGAGCACAAUGUCGACCAAACUGGCCUCUGCGUCGUUGUUACGAGGACGAAGAAUACCAGGAUCCCGGACACGAGGUUCAAGGAGAGCAUUAGGGACGAUAUCGUCCUCAACGAGGAACCGAAACGCAGCAUAUUGAAGAGAGACUCGAACUCCUUUGAGGAGAGUUUCAACUUCAAGUCACCGGAUCGUUUCAUAGCAGACUAUUGCAGGCGCAGUAAAAGUUUCGAGGAACGAGAGGAAGAGUACGAAAGAGCAAGACGCAGGAUAUUCAAAGACAGCAGUGUCGAAAGCACUGAGGCAGCAUCCUGGCCAUGGUCGUCUGCUGAGAGUUCGGACGCACUCCCCAAACCCAGGAUGUCUCACACUUUGAUCUCUGAUCACCGCAACAGACAACCAAUGCUCCUAAAGGUGGAGUCCUUUCACGAAAAUGGAUCCCAGCGCCGACCCUCGGUCCCAAAGUCUUAUAGCUUUGGCGGAUAUGCUGCAGGAGGCAUGCUCUCGAGAGAUAACAGCAUCACUUCCACACGAAGCGCCGGUGCCCGACUUACUAAACAAGAUUCAGGAACGAGUACCUGCUCGCGUUUGAGUCCGUCCAGUAGUGGUUACAAAUCCCAGAGUCAGCGAAGCGAUGCGACAAUAUCCCCCUCGCCAUCGCCUUCACCAGUGAUGCCUGCAGGACAGAGCCAUUCCCAAAUAUCAGGUCAGGAGCCGGUGCCCUCGAGUCCUAACGGAAACGGGCAGCAGACCGUCAUCUGGGCAGUUACCGACAUAGCGAGUGUUCCGGUGGGCAGCGUGAUAAUAGAUCCUCAAACCAACCUGACGUAUAAGAACUCAGACGGCUCUGUGUAUCGUUUCGAUCCUGAAAAUCCGCCGCAAAUAUUCCCGGAUCGUGAUCGAAGGGAGAAAAGAGUAUCUGGAGAAACUGAAGAGGAGGAGCAGGAGGAGGAGGAGGAAGAGGAACUGCCGGUAAUCGAAAAAAAUUGUUUCCCUCCUCAAAAAAUUACGGAGCAACACAAAAGGCGUGCGAGACAUGAAAAGAAUAGCAGUCAGGAAGCUGCGAUGUUCACCAAUUCUGCAACCUCACCGAAUCCCCCAUUUGAUACAACGACCACUCAGGUAUCUCAACAACUUCCUGUCCCACGAGCGCAGCAACAACAAAGAAACGGGGGACAACAUACUCUAGUCAAAAAUUAUGCCCCACACGUUUACACUCAUGGGCCACAAAUCCACCCUCAAACUCCCUAUGCGAGCUACGUGUCUCCCAGCUCACAGGCGAACAAUCAGGGCGUUUAUCUGAUGCAUGCUAGACCCUCAUCAGCUAUAACGAUAUCCCCUUACCAACCAUCCACCCAAAUUCGCGUCGAGGGAAGCCCGCAGGUAACCGAACGCGGAGAUAUGAUAUGCUGCAAUCAAAAUCCCAUGAUCGCGAGUUACCAGAUUCCAGGAAUGCAGCCUGGGAUUCCUCCACAACCUUACGAGGAGGUUGCUGAACUCUCUGGUUCAUUUAUUGGCAUGAAUUUAUAUGACCAGAGGGGAGCCGGCGACGGCCAGCCUGUUGCUGUGACUUCACAACCUUACCAGCAUUCACCACAAACUCAAAAUCCUGUGCAUCGCACGCAGCCUGGCUCCCCUGCCUGCUGGCAAUCGCAUACUAGUCAAAUUCCAUUACGUGGUAAUAACUUGAUACAGGUACAACCAGCGAUGUAUUUUGUACCUCCGUCACCAGCGGGUAUCUCAAAUGGUCCAACUCCUGUCGACGCAAGGCAACACCUCCAGAGAUUCGCAGCUGCUUAUUCCUACAAUCACCCUAGUGGUGUGCCUACGCCGACAAAUCAGGCUGCUUCUAGUUACGUCGGCGGGUAUCCAACACCGACGAUACCGGCCAUGCCUGUAAUUCCUGGUAUGCAGUCACCUCAGACAGAGUUUUCUUAUCAACCUACGACGCAUGUAAUACCAACCUAUUAUAACACCGGACAAGCCAGCAUGCAACCCACCCCUAUGAUAUACGGGGUCCCAACGCCACCGAACACGCCUUCGAACAGUCAGAUGUCCAGUGUAGCCCCUCUGAUGUACGUCAACUCGAACGGCUAUCCACCCUCAGCUUUGAUAGCGGGUAGUACAUUUGGGCAUCAAGUUGGAGGGGGCGGUGGACAGUCGGCAUCUUCCUACAUGGGUGCAUCACUCGUUCCAAAUGUCAUGUUGCGGCAGACAAUUCCUGCGGUUAGCGGAAUAAGAGCCUCCACGCAGUCUAGUCUUCAAAGAACAAGCAGAUCACCCGAUGCUGGACAGGAAAUAUUUGGGGUUGGUGGAAGGGACAGGAAUCCACAACCCCAAUAUCAAAUGCCGUUAUGCCAAGGCGUUCACAUCGUUCAAGGUGUCCCUGGUAAUCCCAGGCUCCAAUAUGCGCCUGCACCAUCUCCGCUUUCUUCACAAGGAUGCCCCCGACCUUAUCUACCGCCGUCCUACACCGCAAGCACCUCGAACGAAGGAGCAAGAAAUCCAGUUGACAAUAGAAGCCAAAAACCGCGAAAGCACAGGUAGUAAAGCUCUGUAAUGUGACGUGUAAAUAUAGGUAAGCUUAUCAACGGCGUAUCAUAAGAAUUUGGUUUCAUUCAAGUUUUUUUUCUCUAAUUUUAUGUUCUUUCCAUUUUUAAAAAAAUUUUCUGGUACAUGUAGACUCGAUAGAACAAAACUCGAUCUAAAACGACGAUAAUUGAUGAUUAUAAACUAUGUACAAUUUUAUCUCCGCAACGUUUUCAGACCACGUACGACAUGAUUCCGUUAAAUGAACUUGACUGCAUUUUCAUUAAUCAUUCAUCAACGAAAAUAAGUAAAAGUGAAUAGCAGGCAUCCCUAUAAUGCUGGAUUUGAUCACAGCCUGAAAAUUCAAUUAUACGUCGUACGAAAUAACGAGAAUCUACCUGAUAAACAGGACGCAGAUGAAAAAAUAGCAAAAUAGUACGAACAAAGAAAGAAAGGAAGUGAGGAAACCGUUCGAGGAUAUAGCGUUAUUUUACAAAAUAAAGAAUUACAUAUACAUACAUAUAGAAAGCAAGGUAAACACAAAACUUGCGGCACAACUAACGAAAACCUACCUUAAAUAUAUUCUAGAUUGAAAAAAAAAACA
Messenger RNA from Neodiprion virginianus, 5017 nucleotides. Its product is annotated as cAMP-regulated phosphoprotein 21. Gene Ontology annotation, molecular function: nucleic acid binding. The coding region runs from base 691 to 4431 and encodes 1246 amino acids. The transcript has 15 exons. Lineage: Eukaryota; Metazoa; Arthropoda; Insecta; Hymenoptera; Diprionidae. The record is from RefSeq and is a predicted model, not a curated record.